This is a messenger RNA of Halichondria panicea, 980 nucleotides long. Its product is annotated as small ribosomal subunit protein mS35-like. Bases 93 to 863 code for a protein of 256 amino acids. Gene Ontology annotation, cellular component: mitochondrial small ribosomal subunit. Gene Ontology annotation, biological process: mitochondrial translation. Gene Ontology annotation, molecular function: structural constituent of ribosome. NCBI's taxonomy places the organism in Eukaryota, Metazoa, Porifera, Demospongiae, Suberitida, Halichondriidae. The transcript is spliced from 8 exons. The record is from RefSeq and is a predicted model, not a curated record.
ACCACAGUUGAAAGUACACCUAGGAAUCUAUAAAGCGUAGAAUUGUCUAUGCUCAUCCUUACCAUCUGGAUCGAUCUAUACUGCAUGUCCACAUGUACGUGAUUAUGUAUUCUACAAGCUCUUCACUGCUGUCCUGGAUUGGCAAGAGCAUUAAUGGAAUACCAUGUCUCUGCCGGCUUUCGAUAUCUGCCACUAUUAAUAAGGAGCCAAGUAAUUCUGGAAGAAGAGGAAAAAAACCUCCUGGAGGGUCAAGUGGAAAUUGGAAGCGUACUCGCCGGGGACCAAUGAUGUCUCCUUAUAAGGUGGAUGAUGUAAAUAUGAUCUCUGAUUGGUCGUCUCUCUACCAAGCUCAAAGACCUUACGAUCCCUACAUUAUACCCCUUCCCAUUCGCAUGGGCCGUCCAGAAAAGGGGAAAGUCCCUCCCCCGGCUGUAGGAAAUCUGGAACUAAUGAAAAUUCCAAAUUUUUUUCAUCUUACUCCAAUUGCGAUUCAGAAACACUGCAAGGCAUUGAAACCUCUUUGCACUCCCUGGCCGGAUAAUCUUCCACAGAUGCCUCUCAAAAUAGAGACCAGGAAUUAUGUGUUCCCAGGCACUACUGUCCGCCACCCAGGAGCCCGUAAAGUGACACUCAAUGUACGCUUGAGUGACCUCAUGCUCACAGAUCACGCAAGAAACAAGAUGAUCCUGUUGGCUGGACACUGUUACAAUCCUGACAGUAGUACCAUCAGACUUGUAGGAAAACGGUGCCCCACAAGGAAGCAAAACCAAGAAUAUGUUAUGUACCUACUAAAAGUACUCUAUUUGGAGUCAAACCGAGUAGAGCCUUGGGAGCUGUCCAACGAUGAAGAGUGUGCCGGUUGAUCUCAACUCAGUAAACAGUCACUCAUUAUUAUUCCUAGGUUAACAUUGUUUAAUACAUCAAAAUUAAUAUUAAUUACAGCAACUAAACAUAAUUAUGAGGGCGGUUGACAAACUUGU